Anopheles coustani is the source of this 2457-nucleotide messenger RNA. It is a transcript of the gene P5CS, whose product is annotated as delta-1-pyrroline-5-carboxylate synthase. Bases 1 to 2349 code for a protein of 782 amino acids. The record is from RefSeq and is a predicted model, not a curated record. NCBI's taxonomy places the organism in Eukaryota, Metazoa, Arthropoda, Insecta, Diptera, Culicidae. The transcript has 6 exons. Gene Ontology annotation, molecular function: glutamate-5-semialdehyde dehydrogenase (NADP+) activity; glutamate 5-kinase activity; ATP binding. Gene Ontology annotation, cellular component: cytoplasm; mitochondrion.
AUGCUUCGCAAUGGCAACGUUGUGUCGGCGAGGCGUAACUUUUCCAUCGUUGGCAACCCCAGUGUAAGCGCGUACCUUAUGCAGCAGACCAACAAAGCAAAGAACGUAAACCGCACUCUUCACGGACUGCACGAACGGAAACAGGCCACUUUUGGUGAGCGUAGUGAGCUCAAGUACGCCCGUCGACUCGUGGUGAAGCUUGGAAGUGCGGUUAUUACGCGCGAGGACGAGCAUGGUCUUGCCCUCGGUCGACUAGCAUCGAUCGUCGAGCAAGUGGCCGAGUAUCACGUGGAAGGCCGCGAAUGCAUCAUGGUCACGAGUGGGGCCGUUGCUUUCGGCAAGCAAAAACUAACUCAGGAGCUGCUGAUGUCGCUAUCGAUGCGCGAAACUCUUUCCCCAACGGAUCACACACGUCAGGACGCCGGUACCAUGCUGGAACCGAGGGCUGCCGCUGCUGUCGGCCAGUCCGGAUUGAUGUCCCUGUACGAUGCAAUGUUCGCCCAAUAUGGUAUCAAGAUUGCGCAGGUCCUGGUCACCGAACCGGAUUUUUACAACGAGGAAACGCGCAAGAAUCUCUUCAGCACACUCACGGAGCUGAUCAGCCUAAACAUUGUGCCCAUCAUCAACACGAACGAUGCCGUCGUGCCACCAAUGUUCAUCGUCGACCAGGAGGUAUCGGCCACCGGCAAAAAACGAGGCAUUCGCAUCAAGGACAACGACAGUUUGGCGGCCCUACUGGCGGCGGAAAUCCAUGCCGACCUGCUGAUCCUCAUGUCGGACGUCGACGGUAUCUACAACAAGCCCCCAUGGGAGGACGGAGCACGGCUGAUGCACACGUACACGGCCAGCGAUAAGGAUCUGAUCAAGUUCGGCGAAAAAUCCAAAGUCGGCACCGGCGGUAUGAAUGCGAAAGUGAUGGCCGCCACGUGGGCCCUGGAUCGAGGAGUCAGCGUAGUGAUCUGCAACGGAACGCAGGACAAAGCGAUCAAGAGCAUCCUUACAGGGCGUAAAGUGGGCACAUUCUUCACGGAAUCUACCGCCGAAAAGGCGACCCCAAUCGAGCAGAUUGCCGAAAAUGCUCGCAAUGGGAGUCGAAUUCUACAGAACUUGACGCCAGAUGAACGCGCCCAAGCCGUCAACAAGCUGGCCGAUCUGCUCAUUUCGCGCCAAACACAAAUCCUUGAAGCCAACGCCAAAGAUUUGGAAGAAGCGAAAAAAUCUGGUCUCGCGAAACCGCUUCUCUCACGACUCUCACUCAAUCCGUCCAAGUUGGAAAGCCUCGCUACUGGACUGAAGCAGAUCGCCGAUGAUAGCCACAGGAACGUUGGCCGUGUGAUUAAACGCACAAGGUUGGCUGACAACCUAGAGCUGAAGCAAGUCACUGUCCCGAUCGGAGUGUUGCUAGUCAUCUUCGAGUCCCGGCCAGACUCAUUGCCACAAGUAGCAGCCCUCGCCAUCGCUUCCGGUAACGGACUUCUUUUGAAGGGUGGCAAGGAAGCAGCCCAUAGCAAUCGUGCGCUGAUGGAACUGGUUAAGGAGUCGCUGGCCUCAACGGGUGCAGCGAGUGCCGUCUCGUUGGUAUCGACGCGUGAAGAAAUCAGCGAUCUGCUCUCGAUGGAUGAACAUAUCGAUCUUAUCAUUCCGCGCGGAUCCAGUGAGCUUGUUCGCAGUAUACAGGAGAAAGCGCAGCACAUUCCGGUGAUGGGACACGCCGAAGGUAUCUGCCAUGUGUACGUCGACCGGGAGGCGGACCUGGAAAAGGCCCUGAAGAUUAUUCGCGACUCCAAGUGUGACUACCCGGCUGCCUGCAACGCAAUGGAAACACUUCUAAUUCACGAGGACCUUUUACAAAACAGUGCCUUCUUCACGGACGUUUGCAAUAUGCUCAAACGUGAAGGGGUGAAGAUAAACUCUGGUCCAAAGCUGAACCAAAUGCUCACUUUUGGACCACCGCAAGCCAAGUCAUUGAAAUUCGAAUAUGGGGCCCUCGAAUGUAGCAUAGAGGUAGUGAAGAAUCUCGAGGAGGCCAUCGACCAUGUGCAUACAUACGGCAGUGGCCAUACGGAUGUGAUUGUAACGGAAAAUUCUUCCUCGGCGCAGUACUUCCAAAACAAUGUCGACAGUGCCUGCGUGUUCCACAAUGCCAGUAGCCGUUUUGCUGACGGUUUCCGAUUCGGUCUCGGGGCAGAAGUGGGCAUUUCCACCGCCAGAAUACAUGCACGCGGUCCGGUCGGCGUUGAAGGGCUGCUGACGACGAAAUGGAUCCUAAGUGGUGUGGACCAUGCGGCGUCAGAAUUUACCGAUGGUACGCGCAAAUGGCUUCAUCAGGCUUUACCGACGAAUGAAUAGGAGGGAAAACCCAUCACUGCAUUUUUUAAAAAACAUGGUCAGCAUUCUUCCUUUCUUCCGAUUUUUUUUUCUGCUGUAUAACGUGAGUGAGAGUCUCAUAUUGUUGUU